AUGCACCCGAAAGCGCAGGACAAGGAGCUGCUGCAGGUGUCGUCGCUCGUGGACUCGCUGUACUUCAUGGGGAAGUGCAACGAGCCCAUAGACUCGUGGAUCCGGCUGGUGCGCUACCUCGCGAAGAAGAAGGUGCCUGGGUUUCCCGAGCAGGGCUACGGCACGUACUACAAUACGGAGGCGUUGGCUGCCAAGGCCGCAGCGGAGGCGAUACCAACCUUCAACAUGGUUGACGACAUGAUCCACGCCGUUGCAGAGUACCUCGGGCGAUCGUCACCGUGGCAUCAGCGCUUCAUGGAGCUGCAGGAGGUGUUCACAUCCACCAACCUCGAGGUCCAAGGAAUAAUCGACGUGCGGUGGCUUUCAAGAGGAGCUGCAGUCGCCCGCUUUGUCCAAGUCCUUCCUGCCAUCAUGGUGAUGUUGUCGGAGUGGAAGGACCAGACCAUGUACGAACUUGUCACGUCGUACAGGUUCCAGUUCCUCAUCAGGUUCCUCGCGGACCUGCUGGAGCAGCUCAACGUCCUCUCCUCGGUUUUCCAGAAGCGGGAGCUCGACUACGCGCUGGUGCACACGCAGAUUGUGCGCACAACAUCGAUCUUGGAGAGCCGGUACGUCGACUGUGGAGACGACUUCGGGGGGGGGCCCACCGAGAGGCUGUACCGCUUCAUUGAGAAGCACGGUCCGAGUGGGUCACCAGAAAUGGUGGUGGAAGGAGCAUCGUCCGACGGCAGUCUCAACCGCUUCAAGGUAAAACUUCACGAGUGCACCAACCCGAGCUAUCGUGGGCCAGGUUAUCACGACGACUGCGUGGCGCUCUGCACCGACAUGGCCAAGCUCGUCGUCGAGAACCUCCAGUCAAAGCUCGGCGACCUUGACUCUCUUUCCGGAGCGAGGCCAUUCAUUCCAGACAUGUGGCACCGCAUUGGGACCGGGACGCACGGUAGGCACAGUGCUUGGAGUGGCUGUUGUCGCUUGUCACGUUGUUUCGCGCAGAUGAAGCAGACGAGAUCCUACCAGGUCAGUUUAUGUGUCACCCCGUUCCCCCUUUGA
Molecule: messenger RNA, 1050 nt
Organism: Closterium sp. Naga37s-1
Lineage: Eukaryota; Viridiplantae; Streptophyta; Zygnematophyceae; Desmidiales; Closteriaceae
Source: the annotation of a GenBank genome assembly